GGUGGCCUAGUGGGGGUUUGCUGGAUUAUCACACCAACGAACCAGGUUUGAAUCCCAGCAAAACCCUAACAGGAAUUUUAAUUCAUUUUAUUUAUUUCAGUGUUAGAAUAUAUAAUUUUUUGACGGCACCCCUAACGAAGCCAGACGGCACCACAGGGUGCCGCGGCACCCCGGUUGAGAAAGGCUGUUCUACGUAACUCAUGCCUGUUUUUCCAGUAGCAGUCUGAGACCCUGAAACAGGAAGUUGCUGCCAGUACUUAGACACUGGCCAGCUCCAAAACAGAAGUGAAUACCUUGAAGAGCACACAUAAAUCUUUGGAAAUUGAACUCCAGUCUCUGUUGGCCAUGAAAGCCUCUCUGGAGGGAACAUUCUCUGAGACUCAGGCCCGUUAUGCCAUGCAGUUAUCAGGAUACCAAGUGCAGGUGACAAGUCUGGAGGAUCAGUUGGUGCAGCUUCGCGCUGAUCCAGAGCGUCAGUCUCAGGAGUAUCAGAUGCUGCUGGACAUCAAGACCAGACUGGAGCUGGAGAUCGCCGAGUACAGGAGAAUGCUGGAUGCUGAGGCCAGCAGCAGUGCUUUGAUUUCCUCCAACAAGCCCUCUAACACCAAAACUGCAAUCAUCACUGUAGUGGAAGAGCUAGUUGAUGGGAAGAUUGUCUCAAUUUCUUCUAUAUCUAUUACUAAGUAGUAAAAGAUCGAUUGGAAGUGUUU
Messenger RNA from Neoarius graeffei (lesser salmon catfish), 710 nucleotides. RefSeq names its product keratin, type I cytoskeletal 13-like. Gene Ontology annotation, molecular function: structural molecule activity. The transcript has 4 exons. Lineage: Eukaryota; Metazoa; Chordata; Actinopteri; Siluriformes; Ariidae. Bases 346 to 687 code for a protein of 113 amino acids. The record is from RefSeq and is a predicted model, not a curated record.